Messenger RNA from Penicillium manginii, 3096 nucleotides. RefSeq lists its product as uncharacterized. Gene Ontology annotation, cellular component: nucleus; cytoplasm. NCBI's taxonomy places the organism in Eukaryota, Fungi, Ascomycota, Eurotiomycetes, Eurotiales, Aspergillaceae. Gene Ontology annotation, molecular function: protein binding. The transcript is spliced from 3 exons. Bases 1 to 3096 code for a protein of 1031 amino acids. The record is from RefSeq and is a predicted model, not a curated record.
AUGAGCGAUCCGCUCUCGAUCGCAGCUGGCAUCGCCGGAUUCCUUUCAUUGAGUAUCCAAGUCACGCAAACCUUGGUAGAUUUCUACUCAAACUACAAGAGCAAAGACGCCGAUAUUGCAAAAAUCAUCCAGAACAUAGAAAUCCUUCAAAGCAUUCUCCGAGUCCUAGAAACUGCAGUUCAACAACGUAAGUCUCAACCCAAUGCAGAAGAUCUACUUCAAGAAGUCGAGAAGUCGACACAGAGCUGCCAUGAUAUCAUCCAAGACCUCCAAGCAGAGUGUGAGAAAUUCCCUGCCAAAUCGGCUGCGGACACCAGCUUGAAAGGUCGUUUGAAAGCCACAAGCCGCAGCGCAACCUAUCCAUUCCGAAAAAGCACACUCGUGAAAAUCGAAGAAGAUAUCGGCGAAAUCCGCGAGAACUUGACGCUCGCACUGAGUGUGCUACAGUUCAAAGAUCACAGUCGUAUCGAAGACAAAAUGUCAGCAGUCAAAUCUCUCCUCGAACGAACGAAUACAAGCCAAGUAUCCUUCGCAAUUCGUGCCUGGCUGCAGGCGCCGGAUCCAGCUGUCAAUCAGAACACAUUCUUCAAGAAACACCACCCAGAAACGGGACUGUGGUUCAUCAACAGUGAUCAAUUCUCGAACUGGCUCGCAGAGCGGAAUUCGUUUCUCUGGCUGAACGGAUUCGCAGGGUGUGGGAAGUCAGUCCUCUCUUCGGUUAUAAUACACCACAUACUCAAGUUUUGCGAGACGAGAGUGAAUCGCGGAAAUGUAGGAAUCGCGUAUUUCUACUUUGCUUUUAGUGAUGAGUCGAAGCAGGAUUCUAAUGGCUUGUUGUGUGCAUUGCUGUUGCAAUUAUCGGUGCAGGUCCACGACGGUGAAAAGGACCUGGAGGAACUACGUUUACUGUCCAAGUCAUCUGCGCCUUCGGAAGAAAUUCUACUUGAAACUCUUCGAAAUUUCCUAGAAAGAAUACAGGACGGAUAUGUAUUGAUCGACGCGUUGGAUGAGUGUCCCCGAGAUCAUCAGGGGAAAAGAGAUGAUGUUCUGAGAGUCAUACAGGUGUUGCGUGACUGGAGCUUGCCAAAUGUUCAUCUUUUAGUCACAAGUCGAGAUUACCAUGACAUCCGUCGAUCAUUAGACCCUUCUUCUGAAUGUGUUGUCCUGAUGAAAAAUCCGGGAAUUGAUGAUGAUAUAUCGAAUUUUGUAUCUCAUCGGCUGGAAAAUGACCCCGAUCUUCAGAGAUGGAAGGUGCGACAGGGCGAGAUUCAAAGCAAAAUAACAGAGGGUGCGCAGGGAGUUGUACUGAUGCCAGCUAUGUACAGUUUCAGAUAUGCGGAAUGCCAACUGAGGUCUUGUCGACAGGCACGAAACCGAAACCAGCUUGACAAAUGUUUACACUCUUUGCCUCGCGAUCUAGACGAAACUUACGAGCGCAUAUUAUGUUCCAUCGACGAAACAUAUGUCGAGGACGUAAAGCGUACCUUGACAGUGCUUUGUCUCUCUAGACAAACCCUCACCGUUCGUGAGUUGAUCGAAGCUCAUGCUGUAGAGCUUAACGAAGAACCGCAAUGCCUCGAUCGUGAGGGCCGAUCCUAUGAGCCAGAUGACCUUGUUGAUAUUUGUCUUGGGCUUAUAGAGAUCUUCGAAACGGGCCCUGGAGAAGUCGAUGGACCAGGGGUGUUUGAAAUUGAUGAAAGGAGUCCACUUGUUCGCAUUGCUCAUUUCUCCGUCAAGGAGUACCUUCAGUCAGAUCGUAUCCGACAGCAGAAAGCAGAAAGAUUCGCUAUUGAUAAUGAAUGCGAAUACCGAACUAAGCCAAAUCUGCCUUACCCGACUUUAUCAGAUGGAAUUUUGGACAGAGGAAAGCUCAAUGUCUUCGCUCUGGCCGAAUUUGCUGCCGAAAAUUGGUUUCACUAUUAUCAAUCUUCUCAGGGAAACCCAAAAACAGAAAAAUUGCUGUUGAGGUUGUUCCAGAAUGACAACAACGCAUUCAUGACCUGGGUCAGGCUAUACAUGAUUGACGAUCCACGGACGUCAUUUUUCGAUUUUCAAAGGCCCGUGAAUGGUGUUUUAUCUCCCAUUUAUUAUGCGUCGUUUUUGGGGCUAGAGGUCAUCCUAAGAACUCUCCUGGCCAUUCAUGUCGAGACUGGAGGUCUAAAAGACAUUAUAAAUACCCAGUUUGGAUACUACGCAUAUGCACUUCAAGCAGCAGCAUCUGAAGGCCACAAAAGAGUUGUCCAAAUAUUACUUGAUCACAGUGCUGAUAUCAAUGCCCAAGGUGGAAGAUUUGACAGUGCACUUGAAGCAGCCUCCUUUGGAGGUCACAAAGACGUUGUUCAGCUCCUACUAGAUCUUGGUGCUGAUGUGAACGGACAGAAGGGAUUUAGCUAUGCACUUUUUGAAGCAUCACGCUACGGCCAUAACCAAGUGGUCCAAAUACUACUGGAUCAUGGUGCCAGUGUGAACGCAAAGAAGGGAUUUAGCUAUGCACUUUUUGAAGCAUCACACCGCGGCCAUAACCAAGUGGUCCAAAUAUUACUGGAUCAUGGUGCCAAUAUGAACGUGCAGGGGAUAUCUAGGAGUGCUCUUAUUGAAGCAUCGAGGAACGGUCAUGGCCAAGUAGUUCAAAUACUACUAGAUCAUGGUGCCGAUGUGAAUGCCCAGGGUAGAUUUUAUGGUACUGCACUUAUCGCAGCAUCAGUAAGGGGCCAUGACAACGUGGUCCAAAUACUACUAGAUCAUGGUGCCGAUGUGCACGUGCGGGGGGAACAUGGCAAUGCGCUUCUUGCAGCAUCAAGAUGGGGCCAUGACAAAGUGGUCCAAUUACUACUAGAUCAUGGUGCCUGUGUGAACGUGUGGGGGAAACAUGGCCAUCCACUUCAUACAGCAUCAAGGAGAGGAUAUGGCAAGGUGGUACGAACACUAUUAGACCAUGGUGCUGACGUGAACGCUAAAGGUGGAAUUGAUGACAGAUUUAAUGCUAUUCAAGUAGCACUCGUGAAGGGCUACCGUGAGAUAGUCCUCAUGCUUCUUGACAAAGGUGCUAAUGUGACUCCAGAAGAUGCAAUCUUUAUACACAAACUUAACCUUUAA